Molecule: messenger RNA, 225 nt
Organism: Dichomitus squalens LYAD-421 SS1
Lineage: Eukaryota; Fungi; Basidiomycota; Agaricomycetes; Polyporales; Polyporaceae
Exons: 3
Coding region: 1-225 (74 amino acids)
Source: RefSeq, a predicted model, not a curated record
AUGGCCGCUGCAUGGACCAGGACCUACCGCUACCUUCAACGGCAAGCCCACGAGCAGCCCGUCAUUUUCUACUCCGUCAUCAUAGGCCUCAUUGGCCCCGUCAUGGUCGUCACCGUUCCGCCAAUCCGUAAAUCGCUUGGCUGGAAACCUGCAGAGCCCAUUCCAACGUCUUACCCUGUUCCGAACAGGCCCAGGAGAGCGAUCUCAGGAUACGAUGACGAGUGA